GCUGUCGCACGAGAGCCCGUCUUGUGAUUGGCCGCUUCUUGUUCCGUUGUUGGGAUGUAAACUCCCUGACGUUUCUCGGUCUGCUCUGAGACAGACUGGGGAGAAUGGCUGCCAGUGGAGAGGUAGGCAAGCUGUUACAAGUACAAAAUGGGACACCUCCAGCCACCAACUACAACGGGGUAGAUGCUGUCCACGCCUGCAACGUCCUUCAGCAGCUCAAAGCUUUGUACGAUGAAGCACAACUCACAGAUAUUGUCGUAGAAGUGGACCACGGCAAGACUUUCGCGUGCCACCGGAAUGUUCUUGCAGCCAUCAGCCCAUACUUUAGGUCCAUGUUCACCAGCGGCCUUACAGAGAGCAGCCAGCGUGAAGUCAGAAUUGUGGGCGUGGAAUCUGAAUCCAUGCACCUUGUCCUUGACUAUGCCUACACCUCCAGAGUCGUGCUCUCAGAGUCCAACGUCCAGGCUCUGUUCACGGCAGCCAGCAUUUUCCAGAUCCCUGCUCUGCAGGAUCAGUGUGCCCAGUUUAUGAUCAGCCGACUUGACCCUCAAAACUGUAUAGGCGUCUUCAUGUUCGCAGAUGCAUAUGGACAUCAGGAGUUGAGGGAACGCUCGCAGGACUACAUCCGCAAGAAGUUCCUGUGUGUUUCAAAGGAGCAAGAAUUUCUCCAGAUGACCAAGGAGCAGCUGGUCAGUAUUCUUAACAGCGAUGACUUAAAUGUGGAGAAGGAAGAGCACGUCUACGAGAGCAUCAUCCGCUGGCUUGAGCACGACCAACCCGGCCGCGAAGCCAACCUCGUCGAGGUGUUUUCCCAGUGCAUCCGUCUGCCCUUGCUGGAUGAGGCCUUUCUCAGUCGGAUACCCGCGCCUUUCGCCUGCGCCCUGUUGCUCUCUAAAGACCCCGCCGAGGCAAAAGCUCGUCUCACUGGCACAAACGGCUGUCCACAGCGUCUGGGCAUGACCGCCUCAGAGAUGGUGAUCUGCUUUGACGCAGCCCAUAAACACUCAGGAAAGAAGCAGACGGUGCCUUGCCUGGACACGGCCACCGGACGAGUGUUCAAGCUCUGCAAGCCACCCAACGAUCUCAGAGAGGUCGGCAUCUUGGUGUCGCCAGAGAACGACAUCUACAUUGCCGGCGGCUACCGACCGAGCAACAGCGAGGUUUGCAUCGACCAUCGAGCGGAGAGUGACUUCUGGCAGUAUGAGCAUGCAGGAAACCGAUGGCUUCCACGUGCUCCUCUGCUGAGGGCGAGGAUAGGAUGCAGACUCGUGCACUGUUGCGGGAAACUUUAUGCUCUAGGAGGCCGAGUUUACGAAGGGGACGGAAGGAACGCGUUAAAGUCAGUGGAGUGUUACGAUGCCAGAGACAACUGUUGGACUGCAGUCAGUCCAAUGCCAGUUGCCAUGGAGUUUCACAGUGCGGUGGAAUAUAAAGACCGGAUCUAUGUCCUCCAAGGUGAAUGUUUCUUCUGCUAUGACCCCCGUAAGGACUAUUGGAGCCAUCUAGCCCCAAUGAGCGUCCCUCGGAGUCAAGGUCUGGCUGCCUUGUAUAAGAACUGCACCUACUACAUUGCUGGAAUUUGCAGGAACCACCAGCGCACCUUUACAGUGGAGGUCUAUGACAUGGAGAGCAACACAUGGAGUCAAAAGAGAGAUCUGCCCUUUGACCAAGCCACAAGCCCAUACAUCAAGGCCAUGCUGCUGCAGGGAAAGUUGCACCUGUUCGUACGUGCCACGCAGGUCAUGGUGGAGGAGCAUGUGUUUCGCACCAGCCGCAAGAACUCCCUUUACCAGUACGACGACGAGGCAGACACGUGGACCAAAGUCUAUGAAACCCCUGACCGUCUUUGGGAUUUAGGUCGCCAUUUUGAAUGUGUGGUGGCCAAACUUUACCCACAGUGUCUACAGAAAGUGCUUUGAGCUAAACAACGAACCGGAUCUUAUCAGGCAGGCAGGGGAAGUGGCGUCGGUCCUGCCUGCCUUGUGCCUGGUGUUACCUUGGGUUUUACACCAUGCGGACUGAUUUUCUUUUUUUUUUUUUUUUUUCCUGUUGUCUUAAGUUGUUCACACUUUGGUUUAACAUGAUCAAAAUGGGGGUGCUUUAAAGAUUGCAGUAUUUUUAUUUUUUUUUUCUAGACUGCACCAACUACACACACUGAAGCAUGUUUAACAAAACCCUACAACAAAUCAUAAGUGCAAUUAUCCUAUUUUUGCUUGUUGUUGAGCCAUGUUUGUCUGUUUUGUUUGAAAUUAAAAGUUAUUGAUUAUUAUUUUUUUAAUGUUUGGCAUGCUAAUGAGGGCCGUUUGGAGAUAAGGAUGCUAUGCGUCACCGUAAAGUGAAAAUCUAUAUAUAUAAAUAACUAUAAACUCUAAAUUAAUACGGGUAAGGCGAGUACCAUAGCUCAUUACUAGGUUGCUAACUCGGAGGCUUGUUUGUAUUUUUUUUAUUCUCCUAGCGUUUUAAAAUGCAGAAGCAUGUUUGAUAGUGUUAGGCAUGGGCUGGUACGAUAAUUAUAAAUUUAAGACAAAUGACUAAGAUGAUUUAACUAUUUAAAAUGGAUAAAACUUCCUACUACUUCAAAAAUAUAUAAAAUUCACUAUUACCAUUUUUAUACCAUGUUAGUCGGGUAUAGAUGCAUUAAAAAAUUUAAGUGCCCAUUAUAUUUAGCAGUAGUUCACAACUUGUUUUGUGCAAAUAUUAAACAUUUUUGUCAUUCAGCUUUUCAUCAAAUGGCACGGGUAUAUCAAGCUGAUAUUAGCUGGUUAGUCGGUAUUUGCUCUGGAAAGUUUUAAAACACACUUUUAAUGUCAGUUUUCUAUCAAAGUCAACAGCCCCCAAUGUUUAAGCUAAAACAAUCCCAAGACUGGAAUUCGGUAAUUCUUACCUUGGUGCAUUUCUGUGCAACACACCAAUGUGUGUUAAAGGCGCCAGUUGAUGUGCAUUUUGUGUUGAAGUGCACUAAGACGUUCCCCUUCAGAAUGCUGGGUGGUGGUCCUUUUAUUUCACACCAGGGAAAAUCUCAAAUGGAUCAACUUGUCUUUUGGUUAAGCAGUAGGGAAAAUUAGAAUCCUUGUUCCAACCAGCUGAAUGGUGGUGCAGAGCAACAGGUGGGAGAAGAGUCUAUGCUACAUCUGUAUGAAACUGGAAGAUGUCAGACAUCUUGUUGAAAAGGACGUCCACCUGUAUGAGAAAUAUUUCAUAAAACUUUUCAGAUCCUUGAAUCCUUAGUAGUUCAAAGCCUUGGCGUUCAAAUAACCGGCCCAUGCCUAGAUUGAUUUACGACCCCAUCUUCACAAGCAACAGCAUAUAAAACCACAUUGUAUGGAACUAGAUCUCUUGUUUCUUUUGGAUACCGAUCGAAUGCGGCUCACACUUCCCACUUUUUUUUUUUGAGUUGGCAUCCGUUGUGUGUCAUAUGCAAAUAUAUUUUAACUUAAGUGAAGUCUUGGAGUAUUCACUCUCCACAUUGGAGAUAUAUGGACAGAGUCAAAUCUUUGUGCUAACACUAAGCGGCAAGUUCCGACCAACUAACAGGUUUACCUCAGAUUCAUCGGACGUGGAGAAAAGGGACAUCUUCACCCCGUUUUUUCUUGACAGAACAGCCGUGUAAAAAGCUCUGCUUGGCAUUCGGAUGUUCGAUUGGCUUUCGGCCUUACGUAAUUUUCUAGAAGAUUGACGGGGGGGAAGCAAAAGCAUUUGAGGUCUUGUUAUAGUCGUUGUGGACAUUGAAACUAAUUUUGUGGUAGCAAUAAAUCAAGGAACUGUGAUUAGGCUUUAUUAUCUUGUAUUACCUUAGUGCAUUAAUGUUUUUGUUUGCUUGUCUAUGCUUGUGGGGGGAGGGGGAGAGAUUUGUUAGUACCAGUAAUUGUUUGGCGGUUGCAUGGGUGCAGACUUGGACUGAUGUGUAAUUUGGUGCAGAUUAUGUGUGAUGCCAAUGUGCCUGUGGCUAAAAAAAAAAAAAAA
Poecilia reticulata (guppy) is the source of this 3963-nucleotide messenger RNA. It is a transcript of the gene kbtbd8, whose product is annotated as kelch repeat and BTB (POZ) domain containing 8. NCBI's taxonomy places the organism in Eukaryota, Metazoa, Chordata, Actinopteri, Cyprinodontiformes, Poeciliidae. The record is from RefSeq and is a predicted model, not a curated record. Gene Ontology annotation, molecular function: protein binding.